ACCGCGGCAGCGGCGGCAGCGGCGGCGGUUCCUGUCCAGGGGCCUGAGAGCGGCGGUGGGCUUUGAGGCGAGCGGCUGCGCGGAGGGGCGCGGCGGCGGCGGCGGCGACUCAGCGCUUGGAGCCAGCGGCUCUGCUCUGCUCUCGGAGGCGGGUUCGGAGUCUGCCCGGCUCGAGGGGCGGCGGCGGCGGCUGCUCCGGAUUACGGCCUAGGCCUAGACGAAGCCUCGGGCUCGAGUGCGGCGAGGCGCCGACGAAGGGCGCGGCCCGGGCGGCAGGAUGAGCGUGGAGGCGUACGGCCCCAGCUCGCAGACGCUCACCUUCUUGGACACUGAGGAAGCCGAGCUGCUCGGCGCCGACACCCAGGGUUCCGAGUUCGAGUUCACCGACUUCACCCUCCCCAGCCAGACGCAGACGCCCCCCGGCGGCCCCGGAGGCGCGGGAGGCCCGGGCGGAGCGGGCGCAGGCGGCGCGGCGGGCCAGCUCGACGCGCAAGUUGGACCAGAGGGCAUCUUGCAGAAUGGGGCUGUGGAUGACAGUGUGGCCAAGACCAGCCAACUGCUGGCUGAGCUGAACUUUGAAGAAGAUGAAGAAGACACAUACUACACCAAGGACCUCCCAGUCCACGCCUGCAGUUACUGCGGAAUCCAUGAUCCUGCCUGCGUGGUUUACUGCAAUACCAGCAAGAAGUGGUUCUGCAACGGCCGAGGAAAUACUUCUGGCAGCCACAUUGUAAAUCACCUGGUGAGGGCAAAGUGCAAGGAGGUGACGCUGCAUAAGGACGGGCCGCUGGGCGAGACAGUGCUGGAGUGCUACAACUGCGGCUGCCGCAACGUCUUCCUGCUGGGCUUCAUCCCUGCGAAGGCCGACUCGGUGGUGGUGCUGCUGUGCAGGCAGCCCUGUGCCAGCCAGAGCAGCCUGAAGGACAUCAACUGGGACAGCUCCCAGUGGCAGCCCCUGAUCCAGGACCGGUGCUUCCUGUCAUGGCUGGUCAAGAUUCCCUCGGAGCAGGAGCAGCUUCGGGCACGGCAGAUCACGGCACAGCAGAUCAACAAGCUGGAGGAGCUUGAAAACCCUUCGGCUACCCUGGAGGACCUGGAGAAGCCAGGUGUGGAUGAGGAGCCACAGCAUGUGCUCUUGCGGUAUGAGGAUGCUUACCAGUACCAGAACAUCUUCGGGCCCCUGGUCAAGCUAGAGGCUGACUACGACAAGAAACUGAAGGAGUCACAGACUCAAGAUAACAUCACAGUCAGGUGGGACCUGGGCCUUAACAAGAAGAGAAUCGCCUUCUUCACUUUGCCCAAGACUGACUCUGAUAUGCGGCUCAUGCAGGGUGACGAGAUCUGUCUGCGGUACAAAGGGGACCUAGCACCCCUGUGGAAGGGGAUUGGCCACGUCAUCAAGGUCCCUGAUAAUUACGGUGAUGAGAUUGCUAUUGAGCUCCGCAGCAGCGUGGGCGCACCUGUGGAGGUGACCCACAACUUCCAGGUGGAUUUUGUGUGGAAGUCGACCUCUUUUGAUCGGAUGCAGAGUGCGCUGAAGACCUUCGCUGUGGACGAGACCUCUGUGUCAGGAUACAUCUACCAUAAGCUGCUGGGCCACGAGGUGGAGGAUGUGGUCAUCAAGUGCCAGCUGCCAAAGCGCUUCACAGCUCAGGGACUCCCCGACCUCAACCACUCUCAGGUGUAUGCUGUGAAGACCGUGCUGCAGAGACCACUCAGCCUCAUCCAGGGCCCUCCAGGCACAGGCAAGACUGUGACGUCUGCCACUAUUGUCUACCACCUUGCUCGGCAGGGCAAUGGGCCUGUGUUGGUCUGUGCCCCAAGUAACAUCGCUGUGGACCAGCUCACAGAGAAGAUCCACCAGACCGGACUGAAGGUUGUACGUCUCUGUGCCAAGAGCCGCGAGGCCAUUGACUCCCCGGUGUCCUUCCUGGCUCUCCACAACCAGAUCAGGAAUAUGGACAGCAUGCCUGAGCUGCAGAAGCUGCAGCAGCUGAAGGAUGAGACAGGGGAACUGUCGUCUGCAGAUGAGAAGCGGUAUCGGGCGCUCAAGCGCACAGCGGAGAGAGAGCUGCUCAUGAAUGCAGAUGUCAUCUGCUGCACUUGUGUGGGUGCUGGUGACCCAAGACUGGCCAAGAUGCAGUUCCGUUCCAUCCUCAUCGAUGAGAGCACACAGGCCACCGAGCCUGAGUGCAUGGUGCCCGUAGUCCUUGGGGCCAAGCAGCUGAUCCUGGUGGGUGACCACUGUCAGCUGGGCCCAGUGGUGAUGUGCAAGAAGGCAGCCAAGGCCGGACUGUCACAGUCGCUCUUUGAGCGCCUGGUGGUGCUGGGCAUCCGGCCCAUCCGCCUGCAGGUGCAGUACCGCAUGCACCCCGCCCUCAGCGCCUUCCCGUCCAACAUCUUCUACGAGGGCUCAUUGCAGAAUGGCGUCACUGCAGCGGAUCGUGUCAAGAAGGGCUUUGACUUCCAGUGGCCACAGCCUGACAAGCCCAUGUUCUUCUACGUGACACAGGGCCAGGAGGAGAUUGCCAGCUCGGGCACGUCCUACCUCAACAGGACGGAGGCAGCCAACGUGGAGAAGAUAACUACAAAGCUGCUGAAGGCGGGCGCCAAGCCUGACCAGAUUGGCAUCAUCACACCCUACGAGGGCCAGCGCUCCUACCUGGUGCAAUAUAUGCAGUUCAGUGGCUCCCUGCACACCAAGCUCUACCAGGAAGUGGAGAUUGCCAGUGUGGAUGCCUUCCAGGGCCGGGAGAAGGACUUCAUUAUCCUGUCCUGUGUGCGUGCCAACGAGCACCAGGGCAUCGGGUUCCUGAAUGACCCUCGGCGUCUCAAUGUGGCCCUCACCAGAGCGAGAUACGGCGUGAUCAUCGUGGGUAACCCGAAGGCACUGUCGAAGCAGCCGCUGUGGAACCACCUGCUGAGCUACUACAAGGAGCAGAAGGCACUGGUGGAAGGGCCCCUCAACAACCUGCGGGAGAGCCUCAUGCAGUUCAGCAAGCCUCGCAAGCUCGUCAACACCGUCAACCCGGGGGCCCGCUUCAUGACUACAGCCAUGUAUGAUGCCCGUGAGGCCAUCAUCCCUGGAUCUGUCUAUGACCGCAGCAGCCAGGGCCGGCCCUCAAACAUGUACUUCCAGACCCACGACCAGAUUGGCAUGAUCAGCGCAGGUCCCAGCCAUGUGGCCGCCAUGAAUAUCCCCAUUCCCUUCAACUUGGUCAUGCCUCCCAUGCCACCACCUGGGUACUUUGGACAGGCCAAUGGGCCGGCUGCGGGCCGGGGCACCCCAAAAAGCAAGACUGGCCGUGGAGGCCGCCAGAAAAACCGCUUCGGGCUUCCUGGGCCCAGCCAGACCACCCUUCCCAACAGCCAGGCCAGCCAGGACGUGGCCUCACAGCCCUUUUCGCAGGGUGCCCUCACACAGGGCUAUGUGUCCAUGAGCCAGCCCUCCCAGAUGAGCCAGCCUGGCCUCUCCCAGCCGGAACUGUCCCAGGACAGCUACCUUGGCGAUGAGUUUAAAUCACAGAUUGACGUGGCACUCUCGCAAGACUCCACGUACCAGGGAGAGCGGGCAUACCAGCACGGCGGGGUCACCGGGCUGUCCCAGUACUAG
Molecule: messenger RNA, 3613 nt
Organism: Peromyscus californicus insignis
Lineage: Eukaryota; Metazoa; Chordata; Mammalia; Rodentia; Cricetidae
Gene: Upf1
Product: UPF1 RNA helicase and ATPase
Biological process (GO): nuclear-transcribed mRNA catabolic process, nonsense-mediated decay
Cellular component (GO): cytoplasm
Molecular function (GO): ATP binding; RNA helicase activity; zinc ion binding
Source: RefSeq, a predicted model, not a curated record